AAGAAUUAAUGCUGUUAUAUAUCUUCUUGUUUGUGUAUGUUUGAAAAACGUUUUUUUUUUUUUAUUUUUUUUUUUAUUUUUAGCGACAUGAUGGGUUCCUCAUCAGAUGGCCCUAUAGUAUUUUCAUCAGACGGCAUGAAAUCAUUCACAGACAAUUUCAACGAGAAGAAUCUGAUGGGAUUUACUCAAUUUGGGAAAUUAUAUAGAGGAAAGAUUAAACCAGGGAUUAUAUGCACACAAAGUCUAGAUAUAACUGUGAAGAUCUGGGAUGAGAAAGCAGAUUGCAUAACCUCUGUUGAUUAUGACCAGUAUUGGAUGGUUAAAGAAGAAGUUCAGUUUUUAACGAAUCCUUCAGUGAAUAGGCAUCCAAACUUGGUGAAAUUGAUUGGUUAUUGUUGUGAAAAAGAAGUGAGAGGUGUGGUUUAUGAACUCAACCCAAAGGACACUUUGCACAAUUUGACCCUAGCAGAUGAUCUAAGCUGGAUUCAGAGAGUUAAUAUAAUUCUUCAAUUGGCUGGUCUUCUUGAAUUUCUUCAUAACCAGGACAAACCAUAUCUGGUCCUCGAUAUUAAUGCAUCUCAUAUAAUCUUGGAUUGGGAUUGCAGGCCAAAACUAUGUGAUUUUGGAUUCAUUAGUGGAAGAAUAAUUGGUGAAAUGAAUACUCCAAAGAAGCAGAUACCAAUUUCUAUUGGCUAUAUGGAUCCUUCUUUUGCCGCAAAAGAUGGGUACCGGCAAACCAGCAGCCGUGUCGUGUUUGGAUUGGGUGUAAUUCUCCUGGGACUAAUAUCCAAAAGACCUUUUGAAGGGGUGGAGAAAUUGGAAACGCCCAAACUGAUACUAGAGAAUCUGGUUCAGUAUUGGGCCAAAAUGGAAUACAGGCCCAAUUGUUCACUGGUGCACAGAAGCCUACAGGAAGAUUGGGGCUACCAUGUCCAAGAUGGUGCUGCAAUUACAGAGCUUGGAAUGCGUUGCAUUGAAUUUUUGGCACCCAACCGUCCCUCAAUGAACCAGCUUGUUCAGAGUCUUCAAAAUUUGAUGGUUUUGCAACGUCUUGGGGAUAAAAGACCUAAUAAAAGGGAAAAGAAAUUUCAUGAAACUCUUUUAGUCUGACUGAGGCAUGCUCUUUUUUUUUUUUUUUUUAAUUUUAUUUUGAUUUUUUUUCAGCAUGCAAAGUAAUAGGAUUUAUAUUUGUAGUUGUGGGUUUUGUAGACGUUUAUGUGUAUGUUACUUUAUAUAAGAUAGAAAGGCGUACAAUAACUUUAGGUACCAAUUUGUGUAAUGCUGAAAAGCAAAAGGCAUAGUCUCUUUUAAUUCAAAUUUCCCUUUA
This is a messenger RNA of Ziziphus jujuba (common jujube), 1327 nucleotides long. RefSeq names its product probable serine/threonine-protein kinase PBL10. The transcript is spliced from 5 exons. Gene Ontology annotation, molecular function: ATP binding; protein kinase activity. The record is from RefSeq and is a predicted model, not a curated record. The coding region runs from base 37 to 1110 and encodes 357 amino acids. Gene Ontology annotation, biological process: protein phosphorylation. NCBI's taxonomy places the organism in Eukaryota, Viridiplantae, Streptophyta, Magnoliopsida, Rosales, Rhamnaceae.